AAAAAGAACAACGUUCUGUUGGUCACACGGAUGCAACAUUUUGCGACAUUGCUUUUCAUUUUCGGUCUCAAACCCCGGUAAUCAGUGAAAGAGGGAACACCUGUGAACAUGCCGAGGUACAGGAAGGAGCUGCAGGCGCAGGCGUUCACUGUGAAGGCCACGAUGAAGAACUCCGUGGUGGCGGCUCCUCCGUCUGCGGGGGCUUUCCGGGAACGGCCUACCAAACCAACCACCUUUCGCAAAUUCUAUGAGCGUGGAGACUUUCCAAUGGCACUGCAGCACAGUUCUAAGGGAAACCGCAUUGCUUGGAAGGUGGAGAUCGAGAAGCUGGAUUACCACCACUACCUGCCUCUGUUCUUCGACGGCUUGUGUGAGACCGUUCACCCGUACGAGUUCUUCGCCCGCCAGGGAAUCCAUGACAUGCUGGAGCAUGGAGGCCCCAAGAUCCAGCCUGUCAUUCCUCAGCUCAUCAUCCCCAUCAAGAACGCCCUGAACACGAGGAACCGCCAUGUGAUCUGCAACACCCUGAAAAUCCUGCAGCACCUCGUGAUGUCCGGAGACAUGGUGGGAGAGGCUCUGGUGCCGUACUACAAGCAGAUCCUCCUCAUUCUCAACAUGUACAAGAACAUGAACAUCAACUCAGGAGACGGCAUUGUCUACAGCCAGCAGAAGAGAGAAAACGUUGGUGACCUGAUCCAGGAGACUCUGGAGAUGUUUGAGCGCUAUGGAGGGGAGGAUGCCUUCAUAUACAUCAAAUACAUGGUGCCCACCUACGAAUCCUGCAUGAUCACAUGAAGGCGGGGUUUAAGCCCCAAACACCUCUGUUUUGCUCCACCCCCCCACAGCUUAUACCUACACUUAUACCCCCACACCACCUUUGUACAAUAACUCCAUUAAUAAAUUGUUAACCGCAGGA
Solea senegalensis (Senegalese sole) is the source of this 916-nucleotide messenger RNA. It is a transcript of the gene pacrg, whose product is annotated as PARK2 co-regulated. Gene Ontology annotation, cellular component: vesicle; neuron projection; cytosol. The transcript is spliced from 5 exons. Lineage: Eukaryota; Metazoa; Chordata; Actinopteri; Pleuronectiformes; Soleidae. The coding region runs from base 109 to 795 and encodes 228 amino acids. Gene Ontology annotation, molecular function: Hsp70 protein binding; Hsp90 protein binding. The record is from RefSeq and is a predicted model, not a curated record.